Molecule: messenger RNA, 3015 nt
Organism: Suncus etruscus (white-toothed pygmy shrew)
Lineage: Eukaryota; Metazoa; Chordata; Mammalia; Eulipotyphla; Soricidae
Gene: TTYH2
Product: tweety family member 2
Exons: 14
Coding region: 2-1645 (547 amino acids)
Cellular component (GO): plasma membrane
Molecular function (GO): intracellularly calcium-gated chloride channel activity; volume-sensitive chloride channel activity
Source: RefSeq, a predicted model, not a curated record
CAUGCCCGCGGCGCACGCGGAGUACGUGGCGCCCUGGUGGGUGCUGUGGCUGCACCGCGUCCCGCGCCUGGACCUGCGCCUGCAGCCGGUGGACGGCGCGUUCCGGCCCCGCGAUGAGAGUUACCAGGAGUCGCUGCUGUUCCUCGCCCUGGUGGUCGCAGUGGGUCUGGGCUUGAACCUCAUCUUCCUGGCUACCUACCUCAUCUGCCAGAGUUGCCGCCGGCCCGGCCGGACGCUGACGACCAAACGACAUGAGUCCUGCAGUGUCACCUGGACGGCCGUGGUGGCCGGGUUGGGGUGCUGCGCUGCGGUGGGCGUCGGUUUCUAUGGCAACAGCGAGACCAAUGAUGGGGUGUCCCAGAUGACCCACUCCCUGGAGAGCGCGAACCACACCUUUUCCGGCAUCGAUGAUCUGGUGUUUGGCACCACCCGGAAGCUGCAGGUGGAUCUGGAGCAGCACCUGGCACGGCUCAGUGAGCUGUUGGCAUCGCGGCGAGACUAUGUGCAGACACUGCAGUACCUGCAGCAGAUGGCUGGUGGCAUCGAGGACCAGCUGUCGGCCCUCCCCGUGUGGAGGGAGGUCACUGAUGUGCUCACCGAGGUCACCAACCAGACUGACUACGUCGAGUAUUACAGGUGGCUCUCCUACCUGCUGCUCUUCAUGCUGGACCUCUCCAUUUGCCUCCUGGCCUGCCUGGGCCUAGCCAAGCGCUCCCGGUGUCUCCUGGUCUUGAUGCUGGGUUCCGGGGUGCUGGCCUUGAUUCUCUGCUGGACCUCACUGGCUGCGGACACAGCUGCGGCAGUGGCCACCAGUGACUUAUGCGCUGCUCCUGACACCUUCAUCCUGAACAUCACCGAAGGCCACCUCAGUACAGAGGUGACCCGCUAUUACCUGUACUGCCAGCCAAGCUCCAUCAGCCCCUUCCAGCAGACUCUGACCGUCUUCCAGCGCUCCCUGAGCACCAUGGAACUCCAAGUGUCUGGCUUGCUCAAAUUUGCUGUCCCCUUCUUUCCUACAGCCAAGGAUGACCUGCUGGACAUCCAGCUCCUGUUGAACUCCACUGAGUCCAGCCUCCACCAGCUGACAGCCUUGCUGGAUUGCCGAGGAUUGCACAAGGACUACGAGGAUGCGUUGGUGGGCUUGUGCUAUGAUGGCAUCGAAGGGCUGCUCUUCCUUGGCCUCUUCUCCAUCCUGGCCAUGCUGGCUUUCUCUACCAUGAUCUGCACCGGACCGAGAGCCUGGGCCAUCUUCUCCUCUAAGUGGCCUUCCUCCAGGUGGGCCAGCUUCUCCUCCAGGGACCGAGACUAUGACGACAUCGAUGAAGACGACCCCUUCAACCCACAGGCCCGGCGUGUGGCUGCCCACCACGCCCCUCGGGGACCCCUGCACAGUUUCUGCAGCUACAGCAGCGGCCUGGGGAGCCAGACCAGCCUGCAUCCCCCCACCCAGACCAUAUCCAAUGCACCCGUGUCUGAAUACAUGAACCAGGCGGCGCUGUUUGGAGGGACCCCACGCUACGAGAACGUUCCACUCAUCGGCCGGGGCUCGCCCCCUCCCACGUACUCCCCGAGCAUGCGUGCCACAUACCUUUCCGUGGCUGACGAGCAGCAGCUGAGACACUACGGGAGGGACUUUCCAGCCUAGUCACAGUUGGGGGUCCUGCCUCUGUGCCCCCCCCCCCCCGCGGGGCUCUGGCCACUGCCCUUCCAAGAACAUUUCUUCACUAGAAGUCAAGCACAUCCUGGCCUCCAUGCAGACCACCGGGAUUGAAGACACCAAGAGGCUGACUGGGGUUCUGGGGAGAGGGGCAGCCUGAGUCCCCAACGAAGCUCCCUGCAAACACAAGCUCCAGUGGGACCGUCUCCUCCCAUCCACCUCACCAUGCACUGACACCCCCUCUCCUCCCAAGAAUGGACAGUCUCCCCUGACCCCCCAGAGAAUGUGCUGGAAAAUCUUAACAGGAGGCUGCAAGUUCCUGCUGGGGACCAUGCCACUGUGACUCACCCUCCCCUCCUGCCACAUCCAGUCUCUGUCCCCCUCCACCCCUGUACAGAACGGUGUCUUGAGUGGCCAGGCCAGUCUCAGGUAUUAACAGACACUUUGAGUGCCCUUUGAACUCUAAUUUUUUUCCCCUCCUCUCCCAGUGAUUUAUUUUUUUUUUAAUGUUUGGAUUAUCCAAAGAACUGUAUCUGUCAGCACAUCCAGUUUUGAAACCCAGCUUGGCUUUAUGUCUUAUGCUGGGAACAACAGACCCUUAACUAUGGAUGGCCCAGGUUGGGGGAAGGAAUGGAAGGGAGAGAUGAGAGUCUCUGACACUGGCUUCUAGAGGACCAGGAGCAAAGAAGGAUCAAGAAAGACCAACUGAAGGGCCUGAACAGCAGGGAGGACAUUUGCCUUGCAGGUAACUAAUCUGGGUUCAAUCCUCGGCAUCCCAUAGGGUCCCCUGAGCACUGCCAGGUGUGAUUUCUGGGUGCAGAGCUGGGAGUAAACCCUGAGAACUGCCCUGUCUGGCCCCCAAAAUAGGAAAUGAAAGCAAGACAGAGAUUCCCCCUGGGGAGCUAAGUCGUAUGCCCUGGCCAGCCCUGUCUCCUGUGUCUCCAAGCAAACAAGUCUUCAAAUUGGUUGGCACACUAGCAUGGCUGGGUCUCCUCAGGCAUAGUAUGUCUGCCUUCUGUUCCUCUCAUCUCCCUGCCCUCCCAAAAUACAUUACACCCUGCUGGGAUGGAGCUGGGUGGUUGGAGGAGAUGAGGGACCUACCAGGGUUUGGGUCUUGGUGCUUCUAAUCUUCCACCAACUUAGAACCAGACUCCAAUGGGGCUCGGACUAGGGGGUGCUUGGGACCCCUUUUUGCAACCCCUCAGGUCUCCACGGUAGGCAGGGCAUCGUGCUGCUGAGGUCAGGUUUUGCUGUGACACUGAGUCCUGGGCCACACACUAUGUCUGACAUGUGAAAUACACUAACGUAUCGGGGUUCAGCCUCUCUUGGGGAAAGAAAUAAACCUCUUGUACUAAUAA